CAGCGUGUCCGGGACGUUGUUCAAAAGAUCUUCGGGUACGGGUCAAAUGCAGCACAUGAUGUACUUCAGGUCGGUGCAAGCGUCUUGCAGUUCGCUCCAAUUGGCGGUCUUGCGCCUGCAGCGCAGUCGUUAGUACUCAUAUGGAACGCCUUAGAACUUGUGGAGUCCAAUCAGAUGGCUUGUUUGUCCUUGACCGAACGCUGUGUUGAUACGCUAAUUGUUAUUCGAGAAGAAAUUGGUGAGGCAGGUGAGAACAUUGAGGCUCAGCUUGCAUUUCCCCUGAUGCAGCUCAACGAGUCGUUUGAAGCUGUGAAACGAGUUUUAAUGGGACAAGUCCGCCGCCGGUUUUAUAAACGCUAUCUGAAGCGCAAGGAAAUUCAGAGUCAGGUUGAGGAGUGUGAUGCGAAGCUGUCGAAUGCACUUGAGUUGUUCUCGCUUAAAAUCCAGAUUAGGUCAUUGCAGCGACUAGAAGCAGCUGAGGAAAGGAGAAGA
Molecule: messenger RNA, 492 nt
Organism: Fomitiporia mediterranea MF3/22
Lineage: Eukaryota; Fungi; Basidiomycota; Agaricomycetes; Hymenochaetales; Hymenochaetaceae
Exons: 4
Biological process (GO): cell surface receptor signaling pathway
Source: RefSeq, a predicted model, not a curated record